AUGCAUGAAGAGACUCUUGAGAUAGUGAAACGUCUGUGCGAGGAACUUAUGAAACAGGACUACUCUGAGGAUACUGAGCUACUACUUAGAAAGGCAGUCCUUUUGGCAGCAAGCUCAGGAAUUUCUGAAAUCAUAGAAGAGAUCGUACGAUGCUAUCCAGGCGCAAUUCGGUUUGUUGAUUCUAAGAACCAUAAUUUAUUUCUUGCACCCCUCGAUCUUAGCCGACUCAAUCUUAUAUCAGGUGCAGCUCUGCAAAUGCAGCGUGAACUACAAUGGUUUCAGCACAUCCAUAACACUAUUACAUAUACACAGGAAGUGGAAAAGUUUGUUCACCCGACUUUCAGAACAAAGAGAAACUCUUAUGGGAAAACUCCCAAAAUGGUGUUUACAGAUGAACACAAAGAGUUGGUUAAAGAAGGAGAGAAAUGGAUGAAAGAAACUGCAAAUUCCUGCAUAUUUGUGGCGUCCCUAAUAGCAACAGUAGGAUUUGCAGCAGCCAUCACCGUGCCAGGUGGAAACAACCAAAACAAUGGUUUUCCACUCUUCUCCAAUGAAACAGCCUUCACUGUUUUUGCUGUUUCCGUUGCAUUCUGUUUGUUCUCUUCUGUUGCCUCUGUCCUAAUGUUCACGUCGAGAAAUGCAGAGGGUGAUUUUCUUAGACGUCUUCCGAAGAGAUUGAUUAUAGGCCUUGGUACCUUAUUCAUUUCAAUGACAUCUCUGAUGAUAGCGUUUGGUACUACAAUUUACCUGGUUUUUGGUCAGAAAAAAGGAUGGAUACUCAUUCCAGUCGGCUUAGCAGCCCUCACGCCAGUAAUCCUCUUUGAGUCCUUGCAAUUUCCUCUCUUACUGGACAUGUUUAUGUCCACAUAUGGGCCAAGCAUUUUCCGUAAGAAAAAGCUUGUCAAGUCUUAUGAUUGA
Messenger RNA from Nicotiana attenuata, 918 nucleotides. Its product is annotated as ankyrin repeat-containing protein NPR4-like. The transcript is spliced from 3 exons. The record is from RefSeq and is a predicted model, not a curated record. The coding region runs from base 1 to 918 and encodes 305 amino acids. NCBI's taxonomy places the organism in Eukaryota, Viridiplantae, Streptophyta, Magnoliopsida, Solanales, Solanaceae.